Messenger RNA from Brienomyrus brachyistius, 3563 nucleotides. RefSeq names its product polymerase (DNA directed), delta 1, catalytic subunit (gene pold1). Gene Ontology annotation, biological process: DNA replication proofreading; base-excision repair, gap-filling; DNA-templated DNA replication. Bases 159 to 3476 code for a protein of 1105 amino acids. NCBI's taxonomy places the organism in Eukaryota, Metazoa, Chordata, Actinopteri, Osteoglossiformes, Mormyridae. Gene Ontology annotation, cellular component: delta DNA polymerase complex. Gene Ontology annotation, molecular function: nucleotide binding; 3'-5'-DNA exonuclease activity; DNA binding. The transcript has 27 exons. The record is from RefSeq and is a predicted model, not a curated record.
AAAGAUUGCGGUGGGCAACCCGGUUUGCCGGGAAACCGGAAGCAUUUCAGAGCUAAUGUUUCAGGGGGCGGAGGACGACUUUAGAUGAUCAUUUGGCGGGAGUUUCUGUAAGCUUAAUCGAGGAGGAAGUUGGGGAGUGUUUCAUAAAGGACUGGGCCAUGGAUGCAAAACGGAGGAAUGGUGGACCAGUGCUGGGAGGAGCUUCCCAGGCAAAGAGGAGCAAAGCGGGGGGUGAAUGGGACGACGGCCCCUCCGUCUUUGAAGAGGAGCUCGCCAUGCUGGACGAAGUAGAGAUAGAGGGGGAGUGCAGGGAGGGGCAGGCGGGGCACGACGUCAUUCCCGUUGGUGACCUUUUUUCCACGGAUAUCAAUCCUCGCUGGGCGCGGCCCUCGGCCUUACCCCUCAAUCCUGGCACCGACGGGCUGAUAUUUCAGCAGAUUGAGCUGGAUUACUAUCUAGGAUCGCCAGUAGCGGGAAUGCCGGGCCAGUCCCAGGGAAGCGUGCCUAUCAUCCGCAUGUUUGGCGUGACGGACCGCGGGAACUCCGUGUGCUGCCACGUGCACGGCUUCGCUCCAUACUUCUACAUCCCGGCACCCGCUGGUUUCUGCAGCGACCACCUGAGUGACUUCCAGAAGGAGCUAAAUGCAGUCGUCCUGAAGGACAUGCGAUCGAAUAAGGAUAACCUGUCCGUAACUGUGCUGGCUGUGGACAUCACGCGGCGAGAAAGCAUGUAUGGAUUCCAUGGAAACCGCCCCAUGGACUUCCUGCGCAUCACUAUGGCGACGCCCCGUCUCAUUGCCCCCGCCAAAAGGCUGCUGGAGCAAGGCUUUAAGUUCGGGUCCUUUCCCAUGCAGAACUACCCCUCGUACGAGGCCAACAUCGACUUCGAGAUCAGGUUCAUGGUGGACAGUGACAUGGUCGGCUGUUCCUGGGUGGAGCUUCCUGCAGGAAAGUACCGUCUGAGAGAAGAAAGGGGUCCAGGGGAGACAAACCCCAGACAGCCCAGCAAGGUGUCCCUGUGCCAGUAUGAGGUGGACGUGGCCUGGUCGGAACUCAUCAGCCACGCAGCCGAGGGUGACUGGCAGAGGAUCGCCCCCCUGCGUGUACUCAGCUUCGACAUCGAGUGUGCAGGGAGGAAAGGCAUCUUCCCGGAGCCCGACACAGACCCCGUGAUCCAGAUCGCCUCCAUGGUGCAGCGGCAGGGCGAGAAGGAGCCCUUCAUCCGCACGGCCUUCACCCUGAACUCCUGCGCCAGCAUAGUGGGAUCCCAGUUGCUCUGCUUCACCCAGGAGAAGCAGCUACUGCAGAGUUGGGCGGAGUUCGUUCGGACCGUGGAUCCUGACAUCAUCACCGGCUACAACAUCCAGAACUUUGACCUGCCCUAUCUGUUGAACCGAGCGGCUGCCCUCAAGGUGCACCUGUUUCCCUACCUGGGCCGGGUUCGAGGGAUCAAGUCUGUGCUGAAGGAUUCCAGCUUCCAAAGCAAGCAGAUGGGAAGGAGGGAGAACAAGACUGUUAACAUGGAGGGUCGGGUGCAGUUCGAUCUGCUGCAGGUGCUGCUGAGAGACUACAAGCUGCGCUCCUACACCCUGAACGCUGUCAGCUUCCACUUCCUGCAGGAGCAGAAGGAGGAUGUGCAGCAUUCCAUCAUCACAGACCUGCAGAACGGGAACGAGCAGACGCGGCGGCGCCUGGCGGUGUACUGCCUGAAGGACGCCUACCUGCCCCUGCGACUGCUGCAGAAGCUCAUGUGCGUCAUCAACUACAUGGAGAUGGCGCGUGUGACCGGCGUGCCGCUCACGUACCUGCUGUCCCGCGGCCAGCAGAUCAAGGUGGUGUCGCAGCUCCUGCGCCAGGCAAUGAAACAGGGGCUGGUGAUGCCAGUGGUGAAGACUGAGGGGGGCGAGGACUACACAGGAGCCACAGUAAUCGAGCCCGAGAAGGGGUACUACAAAGUUCCCAUAGCAACGCUGGACUUCUCCUCCCUGUACCCGUCCAUCAUGAUGGCUCACAACCUGUGCUACACCACCCUGCUGCAGAAAGGAAGCGUGGAGCGGCUGGGCCUGUCCUCGGACGACUUCAUCAAGACCCCCACAGGUGACUGCUUCGUGAAGAGCACGAUGAGGAAGGGCCUUCUGCCCGAGAUCCUGGAGAACCUACUGACAGCUAGGAAAAGGGCUAAAACUGAGCUGAAGAAGGAGACAGACCCCUUUAAGAAGCAGGUGCUGGACGGCCGCCAGCUAGCCUUGAAGAUCAGCGCCAAUUCUGUGUACGGAUUUACAGGGGCCCAGGUGGGCAAGCUGCCCUGCCUGGAGAUCUCGCAGAGCGUCACAGGUUUCGGCCGGCAUAUGAUUGAAACAACGAAACAGCUGGUGGAGUCGAGAUACACGACUGACAACGGUUACAAAGCCAAUGCCAAGGUGAUCUACGGGGACACUGACUCAGUGAUGGUCAAACUGGGGGUGUCCACGGUGCAGGAAGCCAUGGAUCAGGGGCGCGAAGCAGCCGAGUGGGUCUCCAGCCAUUUCGUGGCACCCAUCAAGCUCGAAUUUGAGAAGGUCUAUUACCCGUACCUGCUGAUCAACAAGAAGCGCUACGCUGGCCUGUAUUUUUCCUCUAACCCUGACACCCACGACAAAAUGGACUGCAAAGGCAUAGAGACUGUGCGCAGAGACAACUGUCCCCUGGUGGCCAACCUCAUCAACACCUGCCUGCAGAACAUCCUGAUCGAGAGGGACCCCCAGGGGGCGGUAGAGCAUGCCAAGGAGGUGAUCUCUGACCUGUUGUGUAACCGAAUCGACAUCUCGCAGCUGGUCAUCACAAAGGAGCUGACCAGGAGCGCUCAGGAGUACGCGGGCAAACAGGCCCAUGUGGAGCUGGCGGAGAGAAUGAGGAAGCGGGAUCCAGGAAGCGCGCCGAACCUGGGAGACCGAGUCCCGUACGUCAUCAUCAAAGCAGCCAAAGGUGUCGCCGCGUACAUGAAAUCAGAGGACCCCAUCUAUGUGCUGGAGAACAACAUCCCCAUCGACACGCAGUACUACCUGGAGCAGCAGCUGUCCAAACCCCUGCUCCGCAUCUUCGAGCCCAUCCUGGGGGAGAGCAAGGCGGAGGGCAUCUUACUCAAGGGAGACCACACGCGCUGUAAGACCGUGCUCACCUCCAGGGUUGGUGGCCUCAUGGCCUUUGCCCAGAAGAGGAGCACCUGCAUUGGGUGCCGUGCCACACUAAAGACAGAUGCUGCCGUCUGCGACUUCUGUAAGAACCGGGAGUCUGAGCUGUACCAGAAAGAGAUUUCGCACCUCGGCGCCCUGGAGGAGCGCUUCUCACGCCUGUGGACGCAGUGUCAGCGCUGCCAGGGCUCCCUCCACGAGGACGUGCUCUGUACCAGCCGAGACUGUCCCAUUUUCUACAUGAGGAAGAAGGUACAGAAAGACCUGGAUGACCAGGAGAAGCUGGUGUCCAGGUUUGGCUGGUGAAGUGUGGACAGCAUGCUGGGGCUACUUGUAAAGUUUUGGUUGUUUUGUUAGUCAAUGCAAAAUAUCAAUAAAAUGUUUGUUAAAUAA